Messenger RNA from Bursaphelenchus okinawaensis, 2272 nucleotides. NCBI's taxonomy places the organism in Eukaryota, Metazoa, Nematoda, Chromadorea, Rhabditida, Aphelenchoididae. The record is from the annotation of a GenBank genome assembly.
AUGUUGGCCCCUGAAGGAAACCGAUGGAGUUUCCUAGCACUUUUUGGAGCCGUAGCUUCGCUGACAAACUUUCUUGUAAGUUUAACGAAAGUAAUAUUUAACAUCCUUAUCAGAAAUUUAAGUAUUAUAUACAGACAAAAACAUGAAUAACAUCUGUGAUCGAUAUAAUCUUUGAACCUUUAAUUACUUUACAGGAAGGCUAUUCAAGUUCAUCACCCAACACUGCCGGUAACAGCUUUCAAUUGUUUAUCAACCAGUCGUAUAUCAAGAGAGGAGAGCCUCAGGGACUAUCAGAAUGGGAGUUUACUUGGUUUUGGUCAUUGUUUCUGAAUAUAUGGUUCGUCGGAUACAUAAUGGGAACGUUCAUGACACCGUUCUUUGCUGACACUUUUGGUCGCAAAAGUAAGUUUUUUGGAAUUUAAAAAGACUGUAUGUCUAUAUUAAGUUUUAUCGAUAUCAGUACAAUUGGUCAAUACAACAAAAAGCCAAAAAAAACUAAAAUUUUAAACUUUUGUUUCCAGAAACCCUACUAGUAGCAAAUAUCGUAUCUUUCUCGUCAACCAUAAUAUCCACAACGUCUAUUGUCACUCAAUUCCCUGAACUUUUGUUUGGUGGCAGAAUCAUAGCGGCUGCGGCUUCUGGAGUUUCGUUUGGAGCUCUGAUUCUGUUUCUACAAGAAACUACACCAACAAACCUUCGAGGCAUGGCCAGUUUCCUCAGUGAAACCUCGUAUCUUGCCAUGAAUGUGGUGGGAAUGGGCAUGGGAAUGGACUUUGUACUUGGAAAGCAAUUAGUCUACCUGGUCGGUAAGUGUUCGGACCGUGGGAACAUGUUUACAUUAAUUUUAUUUUCUUACCUAUAAUUUAUAAAAUAAGCAGGAGGAUAGAUCUGACAGAAUAUGACACAAAAUAAAAAUAUUCCGUGCAACAACAGUAGCUAGGAACAUUUAAAACAACCAUCAUAUAAGUUAAUAUUAAGCUUGUUAAUCAUUAAAAAUGUCAGGAUUUGGUAUCAUUCCCGGAAUCCUCGGUAUUUUGAUUAUGCUGCCACUAAAGGAAACACCAAAAUACUUACUCAUCCACCUAAAAGACAAAGAAGCAGCGAUAAAAGCUCUAAAAUAUUAUCACGGAAAGUACAGUAACCAUGACCUCCUACUAGCCGAGAUGAUGAAGGAAAGCAGUAAAGGUGCUGUAGAUAUGACCUUAACCGAAGCUGUGGUCGAAGUAUUCAAACAACCGGCUCUUCGAAAAGCGGCGGCUGUGGGCAUCGUAGCCUUACAGUUAUGUGUUGGUAUCUGGCCGAUAGAUUAUAUAUCCACAGAUCUACUAGAAGCCCAUUUCAGUAACUCUACAGCUCAAAUGACAUCUUUCGUUUUUAUUUGUGCCAAUUUCAUAGCUAGUCUGGUCGGAAUGUGCUUUAUCGAAAAGUUUGGUAGAAGACCAUUGUUACUAUGGUGUGGUGUGGCUAACACGUUAUGUUUGGUCGGCUACGUUGUGUUUGACAGACUGGCGUUUUACAUCGACCCUAAGUAUAGUUAUGGAUGUGUUGGUGCCCUGAUUGCGUACGGGAUCACAUAUGGGUAAGUUAAUGAACUAAAAUAGCCUACAUAGGAUCAUAUUGCCUGUGGCACUAAAAUCACCGUUAUUUCAAAAUCUUUUUUCCAACUUCAAAACAACAAAAUGUAAAACCAUCUAAUUAUAGAGCUGCCCUUGGUCCAAUCGCCUUCUUCAUAACUGGAGAACUAGUACCUCAACAAUUCCGAUCUCUAGUCCAGUCCCUCGUGUUCGCUGUAAACACAACCACCAACUUUGUCUUCUCCUUCGUGACCCUCCCCAUGUAUAGAUGGAUCGACGUGUGGUCGUUUAUCCCCUUAUUCAUCAUCCCAUCCACCUUUUCCUUGAUCUACUUGUACUUCAAAAUGCCAGAAACUAGAGGGCGAGAGAUUCACGAGAUUGUCAAGAGUCUUGGUGCUAAGAAACCAAAACUUUCAGCACGUCCACGUACUCAGACGAUCUGCUCGACCAAAACCUUGACUAUAUCAGACUUGUCCAACAUGGAAUCAAACAAGAAUUCAGACUUUUCGCUUCAAUUAAAUGACGUUCAUGAAGAUGCCCAUCAUCCAGAAGACAUCCACAAGUCGCUACCACACCCAAGAGCUAGUAUUGGAUCGGCUUCUGGCAGAAAGUUUACUGGAGACAUGAGAUUAGUAGCUAUCUUGGACGAUCUAGAGAGCGAGAGUAGUAAUUCUGAAAAAGACAAAGAAGAAGUCUAG